This is a messenger RNA of Manihot esculenta (cassava), 952 nucleotides long. RefSeq lists its product as uncharacterized. The transcript is spliced from 5 exons. The record is from RefSeq and is a predicted model, not a curated record. NCBI's taxonomy places the organism in Eukaryota, Viridiplantae, Streptophyta, Magnoliopsida, Malpighiales, Euphorbiaceae. Bases 35 to 784 code for a protein of 249 amino acids.
UGGAGGAAGGGAAGAUGUGAAUCUGCAGAAGAAGAUGCAAGGACUCCUUGCUUUCAGUUUCAGGGGCUCCCCCUGCUUUAUUCACAAAUGCCAUAAUUCUUGUUCAUAUAAAAAACGUUUUGUAUGUACGCCUGUUUGUAGCUUGGGAGACCAAACCAGAUCAACUCUAGGAAACAACUGGCCAUCCGUUGCUCUCUCGCUUUUCAGUUCUGGAUUCUUCUUGGGUCCUCUCAUCGAUGGACUUCAUUCAAGGGUCGAUCUUGUGGUCUAUCAAAAUGGGUCAAUCAACAUCGGUCCUCUCCAUUCAAAUAUUUGGGUUCCUCCCUUACUUGGGUUGUUUUAUUGCACUGUUGGGUUGCUGCAACUCUUCUUGGAUGAAAGAGCAUCUUCAAAGGUUCCAGAAGGAAGUCUGGAGAAGGUAGCCGUUAGUUUACUAGCACUUGUGCUAUUCAUAGAAAUGAGCGCAGAAAUGUAUAAAGCUGGAGUAGCAGACAACAUUGAGGCCUACAUUUUAUUUGCAGCAGCAGAAAUCAUAUGGUUGUCCUUGGACAGGACGUGGGUUGGCUUCACACUGGCAUCCAUUGGAGGCCUUGUCUGUCCAUUGGCUGAAAUUCCCAUUAUGAAGUUCUUCCACCUUUGGUAUUAUCCACAAGCGAACAUUGAGAUCCUUGGUCAGGGGUUAGUCACUUGGACCAUCACUUGCUACUUCGUUUAUACUCCAUUCCUGAUCAAUUUAGCACGCUGGUUGAGAUCAGCUAUAGCAGCUGCUGACAAGUCGGCCUAGGAAAUAUAUUUGGGGUUAUGACUCUCAGCUACAUGAGAGAGAAUUCAGCCGGACAACCAUCUUCCAUAGUAAAGAGAGCCUGUACUCUUUUAAUGUACUGAAUUCUGAAUCUUGAACAAGUAUGAAGAAUUUUAGACCAGCGUUGAGCUUAUACAAAUCCCUUAUCUA